This is a messenger RNA of Propithecus coquereli (Coquerel's sifaka), 350 nucleotides long. Its product is annotated as ankyrin repeat and KH domain-containing protein 1-like. Gene Ontology annotation, biological process: innate immune response. The record is from RefSeq and is a predicted model, not a curated record. The transcript has 2 exons. Gene Ontology annotation, cellular component: cytoplasm. Gene Ontology annotation, molecular function: protein binding. The coding region runs from base 15 to 344 and encodes 109 amino acids. Lineage: Eukaryota; Metazoa; Chordata; Mammalia; Primates; Indriidae.
GUCUUACCCCCUUGAUGGAAGCUGCUUCUGGAGGAUAUGCAGAGGUUGGAAGAGUUCUCCUUGAUAAAGGAGCAGAUGUCAAUGCCCCACCAGUGCCUUCCUCAAGAGAUACUGCUUUAACAAUAGCAGCAGACAAAGGUCACUACAAAUUUUGUGAGCUCCUGAUUCAUAGGGGAGCCCACAUUGAUGUUCGUAACAAGAAGGGAAAUACACCACUUUGGUUGGCAUCCAAUGGUGGUCAUUUUGAUGUAGUACAAUUGCUAGUGCAAGCAGGUGCUGAUGUAGAUGCAGCAGAUAACCGGAAAAUCACACCCCUUAUGUCAGCAUUUCGCAAGGUAAUUUAAUAUGGG